Messenger RNA from Mycena indigotica, 492 nucleotides. RefSeq lists its product as uncharacterized. The transcript is spliced from 5 exons. Bases 1 to 492 code for a protein of 163 amino acids. Gene Ontology annotation, molecular function: transmembrane protein transporter activity. Gene Ontology annotation, cellular component: mitochondrial inner membrane; TIM23 mitochondrial import inner membrane translocase complex. Gene Ontology annotation, biological process: protein import into mitochondrial matrix. NCBI's taxonomy places the organism in Eukaryota, Fungi, Basidiomycota, Agaricomycetes, Agaricales, Mycenaceae. The record is from RefSeq and is a predicted model, not a curated record.
AUGAACAGCGACCAUACGAGAGACCCAUGUCCCUGGGUGAUUCUCAAUGACUUUGGCGGUGCCUUCUCUAUGGGGGCCAUUGGUGGCGGAAUUUGGUACGGCAUUAAAGGAUCGAGAAAUUCUCCCCGAGGUGAACGAUUCGUCGGGGCUAUUUCCUCCAUGAAGGCCCGUGCUCCCGUGGUCGGAGGCAAUUUCGGUGUGUGGGGAGGAAUGUUUUCAACAUUCGACUGCGCCGUCAAGGGCUGGCGACAAAAAGAGGACGCAUGGAAUGCCAUCCUCUCUGGGUUUGCUACUGGUGGAUGCCUGGCAUUACGGAGUGGUCCCAAAGCAGCAUUCCAGUCUGCUGUUGCUUGUGGUAUCCUUCUCGGAGUCUUCGAAGGAGUAGGGGUACUUCUCAGUCGAGUAUUCAGCGAAGGUCAACGACCCCAAGCACCUUUACCACCUUCCAUGACACCACAGGCACCCCCGUCGUCCAUUCCCGGAUUAUCAUAG